Molecule: messenger RNA, 1485 nt
Organism: Penicillium cataractarum
Lineage: Eukaryota; Fungi; Ascomycota; Eurotiomycetes; Eurotiales; Aspergillaceae
Product: sorting nexin-4
Exons: 2
Coding region: 1-1485 (494 amino acids)
Biological process (GO): cytoplasm to vacuole targeting by the Cvt pathway; autophagy
Cellular component (GO): phagophore assembly site
Molecular function (GO): phosphatidylinositol binding
Source: RefSeq, a predicted model, not a curated record
AUGGAUCAACACGACGACUUCGAUAACGUCUCCUGGAGGAACGACCUGGAGAGUGACGCUUCUCGGCCGACCACUUCGGGCACAGAUGCCGAGGAGCCCUAUAAACACGACCAAGAUACCAAUGGCAAGCGGAGGAUGAGCUCCGCGCACGAGGAACCCCAGGCCGGCCCGCUGGCCGAUGCCGUAGACCUGGCUGGUAUCGGCGACGGCGUGCUGGAAUGCCGCGUCGACUCGCCUCUGAAGGAGAAUGACGGUACAAAAGAUGCAUAUAUCUCCUAUCUUGUCACAACCAAUACCGACUUCAAGUCAUUCCAGAGACCAGAAUUCAGCGUCCGGCGACGAUUCACCGACUUCUAUUUCCUGUACAAGACGCUCUAUCGCGAAUACCCAGCAUGCGCCGUGCCGCCGCUUCCCGACAAACACAAGAUGGAGUAUGUACGAGGAGACCGAUUCGGACCAGAGUUUACCACGCGGCGAUCAUGGUCGCUGCAUCGGUUUUUGAAGCGCCUGACACUCCACCCGGUUCUCCGCCGUGCACCACUCCUCAUCAUCUUCCUGGAGUCGCCAGACUGGAAUGCACAUGUGCGGUUACACUCGACCCGAGGGUCGACGAGUACCUCUUCCGACAAUGCGGGGACUGGAAUCUUUGAUAAUUUCACAGAUACCUUUGUCAACGCCUUCACCAAAGUACACAAGCCCGAUCGGCGGUUCAUUGAGGUGAAGGAGAAGUCGGAUAAACUGGACGAGGAUUUGUCGCAUGUCGAAAAGACCGUGGCGCGGGUUGCGAGGCGGGAGGCUGAUCUGGAGACGGAUUAUACGGACCUGGCAACCCAGUUCCGCAAGCUUGUCCCGCUCGAGCCCGCAGUCGAGAUGCCAUUACAGGUGUUUGCAGCUUCCGUGGAGGAAACUGCACGCGGGAUACAUGAUCUGAAAGACCAUACGGAUCAAAAUUACCUCGGCUCGCUGCGCGACAUGGAGGCAUACAUCCUUUCCGUGAAAGCACUGUUGAAGACACGAGAGCAGAAGCAACUCGACUUUGAAGCUCUAGUCGAUUACCGUAACAAGGCCGUCGCUGAAAGAGACUCACUCGCUGCCAACCCAGCCGCCUACUAUGCCUCCAACCCGCUUACCUCCUCCCCCGCCUCCUUCAUCCGUUCCAAGAUGGAAGACAUGCGCGGUGUCGACCACGAACAGUCCCGUCGCGAGCGUGUCCGCAAGCUCGAGCUGCGCAUCGACGAGCUGACCCGCGAGGUCGAGUCUGCCAAGACCACCUCCGAGAUGUUUGACGAAGAAGUCGUCCGCGAAGUAGCAGACUUUGAGCGCAUCAAGGCAGUCGAGUUCCGUGAUUCCCUUGGUGCACUCGCCGAGGCCCACAUCGACUUUUACCAGGGCGUCCUGUCUACCUGGGAGCGAUUCAUCGCAGAGAUGGAGGGUGAUGCUGAGACAGGUCUCGAGGCUGACUCCCACGCUGCUGGGUCGAGGUAA